Molecule: messenger RNA, 896 nt
Organism: Fundulus heteroclitus (mummichog)
Lineage: Eukaryota; Metazoa; Chordata; Actinopteri; Cyprinodontiformes; Fundulidae
Product: ladderlectin
Exons: 7
Coding region: 124-636 (170 amino acids)
Molecular function (GO): signaling receptor activity
Source: RefSeq, a predicted model, not a curated record
GCAUCUUCAGAAGCUUUAUAAGUAGCCUGUGAUUCUGUGGUGAAGGUAAACUGUUGCUGGCUGAUUCAGGAAACAGAUCAUUCUGCAUCAGCUUUCAAAUCUGCAUCAUCUCAUCACCUCAUCAUGAAGCUGCUGGCUGUGUGUGUCCUGGUUUUCUCUGUGAUGGCUCAGACCAGAUCUGACCCUGAACCAGAUGACGGUUCCCCUGAUCCAGAAGUUGUUGUGGUCCAAGAAUCUUCUUGUCCUCCUGGUUGGUUUCAGAUCAACAAUCGCUGUUUCCACUAUGUUUCCAGAAUCAUGUCUUGGGCUAGAGCUAAGAGAAACUGUCUGUCCAUGGGAGCAAACCUGGCAUCAGUUCAUGACACGAACGAGUACCGUCAGGUUCAGUCUCUGAUAACUAAGGCAACUUACAAGUCCGGAAGAACAUGGAUUGGAGGCACUAAUGCACAGGAGACGAGCAUUUGGUUUUGGAGCGAUAGAAGCCCUCUGCACUAUACAAACUGGUGUCCUGGGAAGCCUAGAAAUGCUCAUGGCACCCAGCGCUGUUUGCAGAUGAACUAUUCAGAUAAAAAGUGCUGGGAUGACUACAUCUGUUCUGUCCGUCUUCCUUCCGUCUGCGCCAACAAAGUCCGAUGAUUCAGACGUUCACCCAGACUCUUAAAACAGAAUCCAGUGGAGGAUCAUUGUUAUGCAUUUCUGUUAACCUGACUUUUUCCAUCCUCAUAGAUAUCCAAAAAUCUCUUUCUGCUUCUUUGCUUCAACUUCUCUUUAAAAUGAGGCCACAAACAAACAGCAAGUGGAUUUUUUUCUCUUUAAUUAAAGAGUGUAAUUUAAGCAAAACACUUUCCUGUUUUCCUUGGCCUUGCAAAAAUAAACCUUUGAAGCAUUAAAAAGAA